This is a messenger RNA of Closterium sp. NIES-67, 2242 nucleotides long. NCBI's taxonomy places the organism in Eukaryota, Viridiplantae, Streptophyta, Zygnematophyceae, Desmidiales, Closteriaceae. The record is from the annotation of a GenBank genome assembly.
AUCUCUGUCGGUUGACAAGCCUAGCUAGCUAGUAAAGGCCUCACUUCUUCCGAUUGAGUCGCCCCAGUCCAGUCUCCACAUUUCCUUCAGCUGGAUCGUUCCCUUCCCUCGCUUUUACGAGGCACACACACGCUUGCGCGCCGUACCUACUACGCUCCGCGCCUACGAUUCCUAAGGCGGCUAUUUCCUGGGCCCCAAGGGAGGCAUUUGUACCUCUGCUCCGCGGCUUGCGAAGUCUCACCCAUUCUAUAUCCAGUCUAUCUAACUCCGCUUCGCCCAAGCCAGGACGCAAUUAAUCCGAUCAGUCAAGUCGACUGAAGCAGCGUAGUUCCUUGCGCAGGUGUUUCAUCCGAACCGUCACUUAGACUGAAGUACAGAUACUAAUCGUUGUACCCUUUAGUGCAAAAUCGUGACACUCGCUAUAAGCAGCAUGACAAUGACCACCGCGACGCGCCGCAGUUUUAGCCCGUCGUCCCUUCGAAAGCGAUCCUUCACGUGCCACGUCAUCACUCUCCUCGCUUGCGUCAGCUCCGUUCUCGCCAUUACCCACGCCUCCCCUUUCCCUUCCCUUCCCGUCGCAACGCGCAAUCAAAUACUAGCCCCAGACGCUUCUUCCGCGUAUCCCGGCGCGCUUCACGGCGGAUUCCGCGGCGAGGGCAGAUUCCGCGAGAUUCUGCCCAAGGCGCCGCACUUGCACCGGCGCGCGGACCUUAGUCUGAAGUUUAACUACACCAACAUGUAUAUGUUCUGCUACCGCGAGUCCUAUGCGCGCAUGCCUUCACAGGCCUGCCGGAAAACGUUCCGCGGAAUCGGACCGAUGUGUUUGCGCAGCUGCCCGGCGUUCGGCGGGAAGUGGGUGAAUUGCGCCUAUGGCUGCUCCCCCAGCACCAAGAUGUGCAUCAAGACGCUCUGGAAGCAGGCUAGCGCAGUAACGUUUCUGACGUACAAGGUCAAGCUACCAGCAGUCGACCCCUUUAUCGACCCCGCCUUCUCUGUAGCAGAGAAGUUGUCAGCAUUUUGGAAAAAGAUCUUCCCACCAGCGUUAGCACGCCUAAAAAAGCGUUCCGAUUUCAAAGCCAUCGUCCAAAAAACGAUAACCAGCCGUGCUCUCAACGCCCUAUUCAUCGCUAGCUACGCCAAGCCGGCUCAGGGGAACGAUCGCAGCACGGUGACAUUUGUGGAUCCUAAAACCGAGGAUAAGGCAGCAGAAUUGGCAGAAUACAAGCAGUCCCACUAUGUGCUUUCGGAGCAUGCGCUGAAGACGGGGAAAGGGUUGGUUGGGACGCUGGGAUUCUUGGAUUUCACGAUUAAUCUGGAGGAUGCUGCGAAGUUUGAUCCAACGGGGGCCGUUGAUUUCAUGCUACAGUUCGGCCAUCUGCCAUGUGGGAAAGUGAACUGUAUCAAGUGUUACACUGUCAGUGCACAGGCGUGCACCAUGGCAGGAUCCUGUGUCAAUGGCAAGUGUGGCGCUGCGGCAGUUCAGGCGGACGGCGCUACCUGCACUGACUUUGGCAAUGGAGGGAAUUCCUAUGCAGGAACCUGCUCCAGUGGCGUCUGUGCCAGCAGCGUUGUUGCCUCCUACUACAUGAAGAAGCAGCAGACGUCGAUGUGGAUACCAGAGGGCUACGAAGAUCCGAGCACCAAUCUGACCAUCAGCCCCACAGUGUAUACGACAUCUGAAAAGGAGUACCUGGACACUAGCCUGCAGUUUUGGGAUGUUCUGGCUUCACAGUCUGGCUCUUGCUCCUUCAACAAUGGUGGCUGUGGCUCAUUCAUCUGCAAAGUCAACAAGGAAAAGAACAGCUCAAGCUGCAUCAACCCACGUGACCAUGGCUUUGCCCCAGCACCCAUGGCCACCAAUUUUCCAUCCGGCGAGACGCUGGAGUAUCAAUACCCUGUCAAGCCCCUGGACUGUUUGUCACUCUGCAAAAUCAACAGCAAGUGUGUCCUUGCUGUGACAACCUGGGGUAAUGAGUGCUGGCUCAAGGCCAGCAUUGGUGAUCCCGCCCACGCAGAGACAUAUCAAGCCUUCAAGCAGCUGUAACUGGGGGAAGGCUUGCAUGCAUGCAUGGCUUUUGUGGUUUCAGUGAUACACUUCAUCCUAUUGAGGACUGACCAGGGGCAGGUACACUCCUUGUGUCACAUGUCUCUGGCCGGCCUCCCGUAGUAACAACCGCACACACUGCAUUGAUGUACUCUAUAUUUAGAAUAUUGCUGUGUAUACAAAAUCCUUGCCAACUAC